AUAAUCCAUUUAUUGAAGAGGGUGAGGAUAAGGAUGAUGUAAUAAUUGAUGAUAUUGGUAAUCUUUGCUUCAAGAAAGAGGAAUUGUCAGAUGAUUAUAAAAUAGGAAAUACCAAUGUUUCACAGUUAUUCAGACAAUAUCAAAAUGAAUUGUAG
Messenger RNA from Entrophospora sp. SA101, 155 nucleotides. Lineage: Eukaryota; Fungi; Glomeromycota; Glomeromycetes; Entrophosporales; Entrophosporaceae. The record is from the annotation of a GenBank genome assembly.